AUGCACACUGUUGGCAGCAUCGCAUUAGCUCUUGUCCUCAUCUAUGCGGUUGACGGUUACAACGCCGGCGACGACUCAACACCGCGAUACGUCAAUGGGACGUUACUUCUUCGAUCGUCGGAUGUGACAACAAUGGUUUCAGCAGCGUUAGUCGUGAUCAAGUUUUUCACCACAUCUUGGGCAGCUAUCGCGGGUUGGAGAUGUGCAUGGGAUUUGACCCACACGAAGGCAGUCUUGAGCCCCGAGCAGGUAUCAUUCAUGACCAGAUAUCGAUUGCCUCCAUGGCUAAGGUCUCCCUUCGGGCGGCCAAGGGGACGUCGUAGUUGGGCAGUUGUUGUCAUUCUCCUAUCUGCCCUUCCUCAGCCAUUCAUAGCCCCUAUUGUUUCCGGUGCCAUAAACUGGAACCCAUCGUCUAUUGCCGGGGAACAAGAAUCGGCCAUUUUGGUGAACUCAAGCAGUCCGACUGCGGAUGACAGAUACUGGUCCCAGUACACAGACUUCUCUUAUGCCACCAAGAGAACUGACAUCAUCAGAAUGGCACUGGGUUUUGCUAGUAUAGCUUGGUCGGAUACUUCGACUGUCUCCGCGAAUGGAACCUCUCUCAGGGGUAAUGGAUGCCGGCACAUUGUCAACUUUGACGGCCUGGCGGAAAAUUCAACGCUGGUGAAUACUCUUGUACCUUGCAUUAAAAUCCAGAAUAUCUCUUGGGCAAUGUCUGCUGGUGAUAUCUCGGAUGCUGUCUACUAUCAAGCCACAUCAUACGCCGAUGAACUGAGUGUUGUCAACGAUACACUUGACUACUACACAAAUCCAGGACAUGCUGUUGUGUUCGACAUCAAUAACUUAUGGUAUAAAAAUGACGUUGAAACAACCAGUUUUCCGAUGGCUAGUAGAGUCACUGGACCCCAAACUCUGGCUCUUAUCAUAGCCAACCAAUACUCAGACUGCAAGAACCUGGACCCAAACCAGUUUGGAGAUGUGAAUAACUUCCCUCAGUACAAGUCCAGCUACGCACUCGGGAGUUGUUAUCUAUUCGCCAAUGUGACAUUCACCGCUGGCGUAACCACCAGCAAACUGAGCACCUAUAUUUCGCCCCGAGUCAUUGAGGAUCAGACCCCGAUUGAUCAGGCCAUAAUAGAGGAAAAUACCUGGACCCAAGAAGCUGUUUGGCUUCUUCCAGACUUGAUGACCUCCCUCUCCCAGAUGAACUCCACGUUACUUGCAACCUGGCAGAACCUUGAUUUGUAUGCGGAGAAUCUGAUCCGCCAAAGUUAUCUGGCUGCGUGGGAUAGCUUUCAUCGCACAUGGGAUACGAAGGGUACACUUUCUUCGGCAACACCACCGAAGUCGCGGGUCCAGGCCAAUGUAUCCCAUGCGAGAGUUUAUUCCUGGUUGGCAAUAUCUCUUCUCGAGACGGCUAGCGGCAUUUUCUUGGUCUUCUUGCUUCUGAACCCAACCCUUUUCGAGGAACCAGAUUUGCCAUAUGAUACCAUUUCCGAGCCUAUGAACGAAGCAACGGAUAGUGCAAAGGAUGGUGCGAAGGAACUUUUGGAGAACCUCUUUGAGUCGAACUUUUUUUGA
Penicillium longicatenatum is the source of this 1581-nucleotide messenger RNA. RefSeq lists its product as uncharacterized. Lineage: Eukaryota; Fungi; Ascomycota; Eurotiomycetes; Eurotiales; Aspergillaceae. Bases 1 to 1581 code for a protein of 526 amino acids. The transcript has a single exon. The record is from RefSeq and is a predicted model, not a curated record.